This is a messenger RNA of Harpia harpyja (harpy eagle), 2365 nucleotides long. It is a transcript of the gene TRMT6, whose product is annotated as tRNA methyltransferase 6 non-catalytic subunit. The record is from RefSeq and is a predicted model, not a curated record. The transcript is spliced from 11 exons. Bases 579 to 1550 code for a protein of 323 amino acids. Lineage: Eukaryota; Metazoa; Chordata; Aves; Accipitriformes; Accipitridae. Gene Ontology annotation, cellular component: nucleus; tRNA (m1A) methyltransferase complex. Gene Ontology annotation, biological process: tRNA methylation.
GGCCACGCCCGCGACGGGAAGCGCACGGGCGGCGGCGAUGGAGGAUGGUAGGAGUUCGGGCCCGCGCAUUUGUGAGGGUGAUUGCGCCGUCCUGAAGCGGGACGACGUCUUCAAAGCGGUACCCGUGCUGAGGAGGAGGCCAACUGGCAUAGCAAGAAGCGCCUGCACCCCAGCAGGAAAUACUAUAAUCAGUGGACACAGCCUGGGCUCUUCCCCUUGCAGCAGACAAUUUUAUAGACCAAUGUGUAGAAGUCAGUAUUGGGUAAUGUGGCCAGACAUCUGAUUCAGUAGCAUGGAGAUUUAAAGAAAAAUUAUUUUUGAGAAGCAGUGGUUCUAUCUGGAUAAUGCCAUCGGACAUAUUUAUGGAAGUACAUUUGAAGUAACCAGUGGUGGAAACCUCCAGCCAAAGCAAGAGGUGGAAGAGACUACCACAGGAAAUAGUUCAACAGUUAAUAGAGAACAGUACAACAUUCAGAGACAAAACAGAAUUUGCUCAAGAUAAAUACAUAAAGAAGAAGAAAAAAAAAUAUGAGGCAGUUAUUACAAUUGUGAAACCAUCCACUCGCAUUCUUUCAACAAUGUAUUAUGCAAGGGAACCUGGAAAAAUUAACCACUUGCGAUAUGACACCCUAGCUCAGAUGUUGACUUUAGGAAACAUCCGUGCUGGCAACAAGAUGAUUGUAAUGGAAACGUGUGCAGGCCUUGUGCUGGGUGCGGUGAUGGAGCGAAUGGGAGGCUAUGGAUCCAUUAUUCAGAUGUAUCCAGGAGGAGGACCUGUUAGAGCUGCUACCAGUUGUUUUGGAUUUCCAAAACUUUUUUUCGAUAAUCUUCAUGAAUUUCCUCUCAGCAAAGUGGAUAGUCUCCUCUCUGGAACAUUUUCUACAGAGACUCUGCCUUCAGAACCUGAAGAUAAUGCGCUACUGGAAGAAGAAAGCAACGGAUUGACUGAUGAGAAGCAGACUUCCCUACAGGAAGCAGAAGAGGAAUCUGCUACUGAAGCAGCUAUGGAGAUAAGCCAAACAGAAGAGCAAGAAACAAUGGACAUUAAUGCUGAAGAUGUAGAAUUUAAAGAGAACAAAGAAAAAGAAAAUAAAGAAAAUGUUCGGCAAAAGCAAAGAAAACAAUGGGAGAGAAGGAAAAAGCUAAUAGAAACUGCUGCUUUGUUGAGAGAGAAGAAUGCUGAUGGCUUAAUUGUAGCCAGCAAGUUUCAUCCCACUCCUUUACUGCUUUCUUUAUUGGAAUUUGUUGCUCCUUCAAGGCCUUUUGUUGUCUACUGCCAGUAUAAAGAGCCAUUAUUAGAAUGUUACACAAAGCUGAGGGAAAGAGGCGGUGUUAUUAACCUAAAGCUGUCUGAAACCUGGCUACGAAACUACCAGGUCUUACCAGAUCGAAGCCAUCCAAAACUGACAAUGAGCGGAGGUGGAGGGUACCUUCUGUCUGGUACCACUGUUGUCUUGGAUAAGGGCAAAUCAGAUUCUAGUAGUUUAGAAGCACUGAAGAUGGAAGAGCCAUCAUCUAAAAGAUGCAAAGUUCAAGACCUUCAUUGUUAAUAUUUGAAGUAUUGAUUUGUUUUUUUAGAUCUCAGGAGUCUUACUGUUAGUAAAAUAACAGGUAUACUUUCUGUGCUCUUGACAGCACAGAAAUUGUACCUGUCAUACAUCUGUCAGCAAAAAGCAUCAGAACUGUGUGGUAGGGAGGAUUGUCUUGCUCUUUACCAGUUUACACGAUCAGAACGAGAAGCAAGUGUCCCUUGGAAGCAAAUGUCACACUGAAAACACAGUAACUUCAAAAAGAAGAGAAGAUCAAGAGAAGAUAGAACAUCAGUGAAGGCAUUCUGUUUGUUUGUUGCCAAAAGUGGAUAUGACAAAGUAGUUUUUUAAAAGGUUGAGUCCGAAUCAACACAUCUUACUUAGCUCCCCAUUUUCCCAGGACAGCAUCAGGGUAAAACAUUCUGUGUAGUGAUCUGCUCCCCCUUUGGACACAGAACCCAGGUGCGUUCAGUAGUUUAAGGAAGUAGAAUGAACAGCAAGUCAUACACUUUUCUUUCCAAAGGAACAAUAAAAAGAGAAUAAGACCAGAACUAUACAGCAUGACCUCAUGUUUUCCUGAAAUAAAUACAGAAGAGAAAGUGCAUGUUCAUAAAUUAAAAUACCAAAUAUUUAAACAGAAUGUCUUUAUUAGUAUUGCCUGUCAUUUUCCUGGGAGUUGUUGUAUGUUUUUAUUUUAAGAUAUGGCUAUUUUGAAAACUGCUAUAUGUAUAUAUAUUUAUUCUACUGUUUUAUCUUUAAUGAUGUGUAGCUUUUUUAUUAAUUUUUUUUAACUUUGCAUCUGCCAUUUCAAUUAAACUGCAGGAUGUUUUUCCUAA